Drosophila grimshawi is the source of this 3368-nucleotide messenger RNA. It is a transcript of the gene pan, whose product is annotated as protein pangolin, isoforms A/H/I/S. NCBI's taxonomy places the organism in Eukaryota, Metazoa, Arthropoda, Insecta, Diptera, Drosophilidae. The transcript is spliced from 12 exons. The record is from RefSeq and is a predicted model, not a curated record. The coding region runs from base 422 to 2995 and encodes 857 amino acids. Gene Ontology annotation, biological process: canonical Wnt signaling pathway; regulation of transcription by RNA polymerase II. Gene Ontology annotation, molecular function: DNA-binding transcription factor activity, RNA polymerase II-specific; RNA polymerase II cis-regulatory region sequence-specific DNA binding. Gene Ontology annotation, cellular component: beta-catenin-TCF complex.
UAAAUCUACAUACAACGAGUGCCAAUUAAAAGUCAAAUAAAAACGCAUCUGUGUUACCGACGGCAAUUACAAUUUUCAAAACGCGUGCAUAUGUGGACGAAAUUUAAUGUAAAGACGCAUUAAGGAAUUAUUUGUUUCUGUUUUUUGUUUGUUUUUAUUUUGUAAAUCCGCCGGUAAAUGCGCUUGAAGCGAUAUGGCCGGCAAAUUAGUCAAUCCGGUUAUAAUCCAACUGAAGCACUUUAAAUACGGAAUAGUAGUUGUGAUGAUGACGCUGAUGAUGACGUCAUAUUAUGCAGCAUUUAGCAACAGCUUCCCGAAGGCAAUAUUAAAAUAAAUUUCGCUCGCACUACUAAACAACCUGGAAGGUGACUGGAAAGUGUCUGGCUGCUGCUGCUGGUGGUGGUGGGAAGAGUAUUAAAACAUGCCUCAUACACAUUCGCGUCAUGGUGCAUCCGGUGAUGAUUUAGGCAGCACCGACGAGGUAAAGAUAUUCAAAGAUGAAGGCGAUCGCGAAGAUGAGAAAAUAUCAUCCGAGAACCUUUUAGUCGAAGAGAAAUCAAGCCUUAUCGAUUUAACAGAGAGUGAGGAAAAGGGCAGCAAAACAGUGACGAGGCCGGAUCACAGUCCCGUAUUCAAUAAACUCGAGCCGCAUACACCUACCUUCAAUAUGGGCUAUUUGGUGUCUCCCUACUCAUAUGCUAAUGGUGCACCGGGUGGGCUGCCCGUAACAAUGGCAAAUAAAAUUGGGCUGCCUCCUUUCUUUUGCCACAAUGGAGAUCCGCUAACAACACCACCGCCCGCCCACUGUGGAAUACCUCCCUAUCAGCUGGAUCCCAAAGCAAUUGGUCUUACACGUCCAGCUUUAUAUCCAUUUGCUGCCAGUCAAUAUCCUUAUCCGAUGCUAAGUCCCGACAUGUCUCAAGUAGCAUCCUGGCACACACCGUCGGUUUACUCAGCAUCUAGUUUUAGAACACCUUAUCCCUCCUCAUUACCGAUAAAUACAACGUUGUCCAGCGAUUUCCCAUUUCGAUUCUCACCGAGUUUGUUGCCUUCUGUGCAUGCCACACCGCAUCACGUUUUAAGUUCGCAUCCGGCAAUUGUGGCGUCUAGUUCUAAACAGGAUUGCGGCGUACAGGAUAACACAACGAACAAUCGAUAUUCAAGAAACUUGGAUAUGAAAAGCUCAUCGAAUUCGCAGGGAAAUAGCAACGAUUGUAAGGAUAGUUCCAGUAGUGAUAAAAAGAAGCCGCAUAUCAAGAAACCUCUAAAUGCAUUUAUGCUCUACAUGAAGGAGAUGCGUGCCAAGGUCGUCGCCGAGUGCACACUCAAGGAGUCGGCGGCGAUCAAUCAGAUACUGGGGCGACGGUGGCAUGCGCUGGGCCGCGAGGAGCAGGCGAAAUAUUAUGAGCUGGCCAGAAGGGAGCGUCAGCUGCACAUGCAAAUGUAUCCCGAUUGGAGUUCGCGCACAAAUGCCACACGUGGCAAGAAGCGGAAACGGAAACAAGAUGCAAACAGCAGCAACAGCAGCGAUGCAGGCGGCAACAAUAUGAAAAAGUGUCGAGCGCGUUUCGGUUUGGAUCAGCAAAAUCAGUGGUGCAAACCCUGCAGACGCAAAAAGAAAUGCAUUCGUUAUAUGGAAGCGCUAAAUGGAAAUGGCGGCGGCAGCCAUGAAGAUGGCAGCGGUAUGGAUGACACUGGAAAUCUGAGUCAGAUGAGCGACGAUGACGAGGACGAUGAUGAUUUGAUCGGUGGCGCCGGCGACAUCAGCUGCGGCAGCGGUGACGAAACGGAAACUACAACAACAACGACGACGACGACGAAUAAAAUACCAGCGGAUAACGAGGACAACGAAUCAAUGAGUCAAUCGCUUUCCAGUCCGGGCUGUUUGAGCGGCCUUUCCAGUCUGCAGAGUCCCUCGACAACGGCCAGUUUGGCCAGUCCACUUAACAUGAACAUGUUAACUAGUCCAGCGACGCCAGCCGUCGGCAGCAACAGCAGCAACAACAAUAUGCUCUCCCUCUCGCUCUCACUGGCAGUGGCUGAGAGCAAUAAUAACAGCAGCAGUCAACAGCCGUCAAGGUUAACAGCAACGGCGGGCACGACUUCCAGCAGCGGCGGCUCUUCGAGCAGUAGCCUUAACAGCAGCAGCAAUACCCCGAAUACCUCAACAACAACAACAGUAACAAGCACUGCGUCUCCGGCGACGUCUGCAGCAGCGUCAACGUCAGCGUCUGAGCGAGCCAUGAUGCUUGGCACACGCUUCAGCCAUUUGGGCAUGGGCCUCAGCCUGCAGGCAGCAGAGCAGCAGCAGCAGCUGUUUCCAGCUGCUAAUAGCAGCAGCAAUAACAGCGCCAGCAGCAAUAACAGCGCCAACCACAAUAACAGCAGCCUGCUACCUACGAACGGUUUUAGCGGGUACGCCUGCUUAAAAAUAACAGCGCCAACAGCAGCGACUUCACUGCCGCUCGCCGCUGCCAGCAGUUUGCAUCGCAAUCCAAUUGGUGCGAAUCCGCGGGACAUAAACAAUCCGCUGAGCAUUAAUCAGCUGACCAAGCGGCGAGAGGAGCACAACAAUAUUGCAUUAAUCGCUGAGGCGCAACAACAGCAGUCAAUUUUGCGACACAAUCCCUAUGCGCAUCAUCAACAGCAUGCACACCAGCAUACACAUGCACAACAACAUCUACAUCAGCUUCCACACCAGCUUCCACACCAGCAUACACAUCAACAUGCGCUCGCGCAUGCUCAUCACUCAUUAUUCGGCAGCAGUCUGAGUCAACAUUUUCAGCAACAGCUGUUAGCAGCCUCUAACAGCAGCAACAACAGUAACGUUAACAGCAGCAGCGGCGGCGUUAGCUCAGUUAACAACUCUGUCAUUGUGCCAGCGAUCGAUGCGCCGACAUCUUUGACUAAUAUAAAGCGUCGCAAUACAAACGAUCCGCCGCCGGCGACAGCCAAUGGCAAUGCAGCUGAAACGGGCGCCAUAAGCGUUUCAUAGCAGGCUGGAAUAUGCAUAAUAAUAAUAUCAACGUGCAAUAAGUACAACAUUCUCUACCACUCUCUCUCACUCUCUCUCUCUCUCUUUGUCUGUCAAAGCCAUCGUCAUAACGUGUAACAUGUGGCCAUUAAUAUUAAUUGGAAAAGUACCAAAAGCUACAUGUAUACCCUGUAUGUAUGUAUGUACCUUGUACCCGGUACACCAUUUGUACAUUUAAAGACCAGCAAACGAAUUUAGUAAGCGAAACAAACGAAAAACAAAAAUCAUAAUUCCAGUGUGAACUAGUCCUGCUAAACACACUCACACACACAUGCACACACCUAAAAAAUUAGCUAGAGCUCUGAAUACAAAAUAAACCUUAUAUAUAUAUAUA